AUGGCUGCCAUACAUAUGGGCUAUAGUAAAAUGGCUUUGGAGAAAGGGAGCCUGGGAAAUGACAUUUUCAGCUUGGUAACCCAGGCUCCAGAUCUCCUGACUCAACUGAUCAAGCGUCAAGAUUUCCUUCAAGACCAGACAAUAUAUAAAGAGAUGCUCAAGUAUGAGACGGGCUUCCUGGUUUGUACCGCCAUUGGUCUUCUGUUUAUCGUCCUUGUUCCCCUAGUGGGCUUGUAUUUCUGCUGCUGCCGCUGCUGUGGACACUGUGGAGGUUUCAUGUACCAGAAGCAGAACAAGCACACUGCCUGCAAGAGGCAGACUCUUUUUUGGUCUCUGCUGGGUAUUACUGUUGUUCUUCUGGCUGGAGAUAUCUGUGCAUAUGUCUGCAACCAACGUAUAUCCCAGGGUGUAGGGAGAAGUUUUGGCAUUUUUAACAAUACAGUGGGCAACUUGCAAAUUUAUCUGAAUUCUGUAUCUCAGGAGAUUAGUGACAUCAUCAGCUUCAGUGAAGUGCCACUGAAUGAAGUCAAUAGGAGCCUAUUGAAUAUUGAUACUAUCUUGGGGAACAAGAUCAAGGAGCAGCUAGGUGGACCAGUAGACAAAACGCUAGGCAUAGCUGAGCAGCUUCUCCAAGACAUUCACAGUAUAGAAAAGGAACUCCAAAAGGUCAACCAGACUGGCGUUCGCUUGCAGGAAAUGCAAAAGGAGCUGGACAAAAACCUGACCCGCCUGAGAACCGAGAUCAAUGACACUCUGAAUCAUUGUGGUGGCCCAUGCCGGAAUGUGUCCAUAGAGAACCUGACGCCUGGGGCCAAUUUUAAUACGAUUCCUGAUGUCAAUCAUCCACUUCGUCGGAUAUCUGAUCUGACAAUGUCAGAUCCCAACAGCACUAUCAUACAGGCAAGAAAUGCGCUGGAAGAAAUACCACAGAAAGUCUCUAAUCAAACCAAAAAGGAGGUGUCUGAGAUGCAGGCUCAACUUUACCAUGUCAAGACGGAAAUUAAUGCAAUCAGUAGUAACUUUAACAUGCUGGACUCACUGAAGAAUAUCUCUGGGCUCAUGGAUGAUGCUGUAAAGAUGGCAAAUGAAUAUCAGCCAGCUGUGUUCAAUUAUGAUGGCUACAGGUGGGGUGUUGGCUUCUGCCUUUGCUGCCUGCUGCUUGUAAUAAUUGUAUUCAAUGUGUUGGGCCUUUUGCUUGGUGGUCUUGGGCUAGAUCCACAUGAGAUGCCUACCAAAAGGGGCUGCCUCUCCAACACCGGUGGAAACUUCUUUAUGGCGAGUGUUGGAUUCAGCUUUAUAUUUUCAUGGUUGCUGAUGCUACUGGUUCUACUGCUAUUUUUAGUCGGAGGCAAUUCAUACACACUGGUUUGCCGGCCUUGGGCCAAUGGAAUUCUCCUCCAGUUUCUGGACACACCUGGAUUGUUCCCUCAAUUAAAUGUGAAAAAGCUCAUGCAACUGAAGGGUUCUGAUGUAAACCUGACCAGCAUAUACAAGAACUGUGAAGAAAAUGCACCCUUGUGGAAUACCUUUCACCUAGAUGAGAUCAUCUCCCUGGAUGAUACCUUCAACAUCAGCAAGUACACUCGAGACAUUAAUUCAACCUUGGAUAAAAUAAAUGUCAGUAUUGGGUCUAUUGAUCUUCUGGAUGAUGAACAGAAACGCAGCAUGCUGAAACUGAGUUCAGAAGAUGGGCCUCUAGAUAUGGAUUUUAACAGUACUCUUAAACAACUUGACCAGAAUCUGACCAAACAAGACCUGAAUGCCUUGGCUAAUAAAUUGGAAGAUCUGGCAAAAAAGAGCAGUGAUCCUACAAGGAGAGAUCUGCAAAGUCAGGCUGAUGAGCUAAAGAGGAUCCAGGAUUGGAUAAACCUCAGAUUUCCUCCAGAAAUUCAAGUCCUGAAGAGAAGCAUCCAGAACCUGCAGAAUUCCGCACCUCAGAUUCCAAAACUGAUAAACUUCACGCUGUCGGAAAUAGAUAAGACCGAUUCAUUUAUAAAGCAUCAGACUGAGGAAGUUAUAAAAAAUGAGACGAAGGUUUUUGCAUGGCGUGUGCUGGGUUACUUUGCCUCUUACCUGAACUGGGCUCAGGAUGUUAUCAAAGGACAAGUGGGUCGCUGUGGCCCUGUAGCCUGGGCACUGGAUAGCGUGAAUGUCGUUGUCUGCAAUUACACCGUUGAUUCUUUGAAUGCCUUCUGGUUCAGUCUGGCCUGGUGCACUGUCUUUCUGUUGCCAAGUAUCAUCUUGGCUGUGCGGCUUGCCAAGUUUUAUCGCAGAAUGAGCGUCGAUGACAUAUAUGAGGAUGAGAUUAUGGAAAACUUUGAACUAUCAAGGCAAAACAUGUUCAAAAUGCCCCGGGCUGAGUUGAGGAAAUAACAUCUCCUUUUUCAACAUUCCAUCUCCGAGCAGCUAUGAAGAUGAAAAACAGUGGUCUAGAGAAUUUUUGGAUUUCUCUUGACAGUGUUGAGUGUGUGGAUCAUUACUUUGUCACAAUUUUUUCCUGAACAAGUUUGCAAUAUGGCAGCAACUUUUUCCCUACAAGAGAGACUAUUGUGCCAUAAGCCCUGUGACAUGGAAGUUUAGUUUGGCUGUAUCCUCAGGGUAUUGAGAGGUUGUGCUCUACUGUAGAGUUUAGGCUUGCAGUCUUUAUGCUAUGUCCUUUCUACAGGAAAGGCUCCUUAUCCUCAGGAGACUCCAGAGUCCUUAGAUUUCAGUGCCUGAUAUCACUGCAUGCUACUGAAUUACCCUACAGACCCCAAUAGGCAAGCAGUUGAAAUUGCACUAUUUAUUUAUAUUGAGAUGGAAAGAAAGAGAAGGGCAUUAUGUUAAGAAGUCUCUUCUGCUUCAAAUCAAUCUAGAUCUUUUUUUUGUGGCGCAGUUAAGAUGACUAACACUGGCCUACAAAGAAUUUAUAGUCAUGACAAGAAAUGUGACAGGCAACAUAGCAAAACUUCUUUAAUUCUUUGAACCUCAGCAGUCCUCCACUGUGUUCGAAUUUAGAAAUCUUUGCUAAGUUAACUUGAAUUACAAAUAGUGCCUUGCUGCACUAAAUCAAAAUCCACACCUACUCCAAAGAUUGACAUUCUGGAGAGAAAGCAAAUAUGAGCCAUAAUGAAACACUUUUGAGUACUUCUAUUAAUCUGUGCAUCAGGAAGAAUGAAUUGCCUUAAAUUUUAUCUAGAGCACUUUCCAGAUUUGUGUCUUGUUGCUUCACUAUACCACUGCAACCUGGGGUCAUGUAUGCUUCUCUCUUUCCCCCUUCCUCACAUCCUCCAAUACUUGAUUUGCAUAUUUUGGGCAUUUUAUACCCCCCUCCCCCAAUCAUGUUGAACCAUGAAAAAGUAUUUUGCCAGAAGUGUGGUUCUCCCAUGUGGUGGGGAAAAUGUUAAUAGAAUUAGAUAUUGUUUAUUAAGGAAUUAGUAGUAGGAAUGGAUGCAUUUAGAUUAAUGCAAAAUGAAAAUGACUCCAAUAAUAAAAGGGAAUGAUAGAACCAUUUGGAAGAAGAAUGCCACAAGGCUUCUAUUCCUUUUAGAUUAGCUUCAUCUGCCCUGGGGCACUCUGGAUGUGAGGAAUUACAACUGACAUAACUGGAAGCCAGAACGAGUUCCACAACACUGGAAAUUUGCAGUUUGGGGAAAGAUUGGACUAGCAGCAGAAAAUAUUGUGCUUUUUUUAAUGAGUCACAGACUCAUUAAUCCAGAGUAUGGCACAUAAACUAAUUGUGCAAUGUGUUGGUCUGAAUGUAAAAUUACAAAUUUUAUUUCAAAGUAUUGAAUGUCAGGAGGGUAGAUCAUGUAUUACUUAAACUUUCUGUUGUCCAAUCUGCAUAUAAAGCUUUUAAAGAACCCAUUUGUAUUUAUAAUAAAAUUUAAAUCAGAUUCCCAGCUGAGUA
Messenger RNA from Python bivittatus (Burmese python), 3889 nucleotides. Lineage: Eukaryota; Metazoa; Chordata; Lepidosauria; Squamata; Pythonidae. The record is from RefSeq and is a predicted model, not a curated record.